Molecule: messenger RNA, 1129 nt
Organism: Hibiscus syriacus
Lineage: Eukaryota; Viridiplantae; Streptophyta; Magnoliopsida; Malvales; Malvaceae
Product: eukaryotic translation initiation factor 3 subunit J-like
Exons: 7
Coding region: 174-839 (221 amino acids)
Cellular component (GO): cytoplasm; eukaryotic translation initiation factor 3 complex
Molecular function (GO): translation initiation factor activity
Source: RefSeq, a predicted model, not a curated record
GAUAAAAGAAAAAAGGAAACCCUAAAACAAUUCAUCUUCCUUAAGUAGAUUCUCCGGCAUCUGAUCUGAACUGAGAAGAAAAAAGGGAUUUACACGUAAACCCCCUCAACUUCAAACAACUAUAGUUAUUUUAAAGGGUUGUUCUUCGAUCCGUGGAAUUUCGACAAGUGGAGAUGGAAGAUUGGGAGGAAGAUAUUCCGUCUAUCCCUACAAAGGCGAUGCCUAAAAGCAAAUGGGAUGAUGAAGAUAUCGAUGAUUCCGAUGUCAAGGAAUCAUGGGAGGAUGAAGAUGAACCAGAACCUCCCCAGCCUGUUGCAAAAGCUCCAGAAGAGAAGGCCCCCAAAAAGGGUGCAGUAAAAGCUACGGAAAAGAAAGGGAAAACUAUUGAAGCAGCCAAGGAAGAGCCCCUUGAUCCAGAGGCCGAGAAACUUCGUCAACAAAGGCUUGUGGAAGAAGCGGAUUAUAGGUCAACUGCUGAACUUUUUUCCAAGAAAGGUGAUGAUAAGACUCUUGAUAAUUUUAUUCCCAAAUCUGAAAGUGACUUUAUGGAGUAUGCCGAGCUUAUUUCUCACAAGCUUCGUUCAUAUGAGAAAAGUUUCCACUAUAUUGCCCUACUCAAGGCCGUGAUGAGAUUAUCGUUGACUAAUUUGAAAGCGGCUGAUGUCAAAGAUAUUGCGUCCUCAGUCACAGCAAUCGCGAAUGAGAAGCUAAAAGUAGAAAAAGAAGCGACAACUAAAAAGAAGACAGGUGGGAAAAAGAAACAGCUCCAUGUCGACAAACCAGAUGAUGAUUUGGUUGUUAACGCUUACGAUGACGUCGAUGAUUACGACUUUAUGUGAUUACUUUUGGGAAAAUGCCAAUCUUCUUCUAGUAUUUGCAAUACGGAUCCUAUGGUUACCGCUGCAGCAACGUAGAUGUGGAAUCCGGCGGCUCUUUUCGUCUUCUUUUUUUCUUUCCAAUUCUUGGAGAAAUUUAGUUGUUUGAUGAACAGCCAUCCAUAAUAUGGAUGAAUAUUUACAUGAUGAACCAUUAGAUUCAACUUUCAGAAACAAAACUUCUAAGAUGGUUUUGGGCAGUUCAAAUGAUGUUAUUUUUGCUUAGGGUUAAGAAAAAACACAUUUAUUCUGUU